Molecule: messenger RNA, 3532 nt
Organism: Cyprinus carpio (common carp)
Lineage: Eukaryota; Metazoa; Chordata; Actinopteri; Cypriniformes; Cyprinidae
Product: ST18 C2H2C-type zinc finger transcription factor
Exons: 22
Biological process (GO): regulation of transcription by RNA polymerase II
Cellular component (GO): nucleus
Molecular function (GO): RNA polymerase II cis-regulatory region sequence-specific DNA binding; DNA-binding transcription factor activity, RNA polymerase II-specific; zinc ion binding
Source: RefSeq, a predicted model, not a curated record
CUGUGCACUGGUUUUUAUGUUUUGCGGAUGUGGGAGUGGAAGUGAGUGAAGUGUGUGUGUGUGUGUGUGGUAGUGGAGGGGUUGCUGUUGAUGUGCAAAUGUGCAUCAUAUUGAGAGCUUGUGAAUAGGGAGGUGUGACGUAGAAAGAGAGCAGAACGCAGGUGCUUAUCUCGGGGCUGUCACAGACAUAGUGUGUCAUAUUCCUGGGGACUACCUUUCAAAAGCUACCGGCUCCAGCGCUAGAGCAUCAGCCGAGCAGGGACCACAGAAUCCGCAGCUAACUUUCAGCAUCAGUCAAAGCAUGAAUGUCACACACACAUCUUAGAACAGCUAAAGAAACGUGUGUGCAGUAACCAGCCGUGGGGACCUCGCAGAACAUCUUAAUCAUUACAGGCCAAACAGCCUAAGAUGGAGUCUGACAGUGAAGAGAAUCGCAGUGAAACAUGUGAUUUUCUGCCUGACUGCAUUGCUGAGGUGCCCAGCUUGCAUCUCGGAGCGGGUAAAAGGCGGGCGUCCACAGAAGGGGCCCGUGGGGCGCCAGUCAACAAGAGGAAAUCGCUCCUGAUGAAGCCCCGCCACUACAGUCCCAGUCCCUGCCCCAGCGAGGGGGACAGCGAGGAAGACCUGGCAAGCGCUCAGGACAAAGACGAGCCCAGGAACACUGACACUCCAGCAGAUGAGGACCUCAGCGGUGGUGAUGUUUUGGAAGACACUAUCUAUCACAACGCAAAGUCUCACCACUUGUUGUCAUGGUCAGAACGAAUGAGUGAAGGUUCGCCAGACCUUGCGGCUCGGAUAUCUGAACACCAGAAUGAGCAAGAGGAGGAGGAGGAACACAACCAGGACUUUGAAGACAAAAACCAGGAGGAGAUCAGAGCCAGUUAUCACCUGUCUCCAGACACAGAGGGAGAUGAAGAAGAAUGGAGCGCUCCUCCGUCCCUAACAAAGGUCAAUGGGAUCCAUCACAGCCCCAGUCCACCUGCAGAUGAUACUCUUAUGAAGAGACUCCGAAUUGGACAGCAGCUGCACAAAGAUGCCCUCUCUGCUUACAUGAACAGAAACAGUGCAGGAAUCUUGAUGGAGGAGUAUGGCUCUGCAAGAGAGUUCAGCGACAGUGAGGAGGAGCUCCAGACGCCCAGGAUGGAGGAGCGAGGAGGUGUUUGGGGCCCAGGUCUGUUGGCCAGACGUCUGGAGCUGGAUAGGGCCCGACUAAACCUCAGUCUUCUGGAGCAGGCCAUGGUGCUGCAGUCUGAACAUAGACAGGUCCUCCACAGUGCCUACAAAGACAUGGACCGCUUCCUCCUGGAGCAGAUGAACCAGGAACGGAGGCAGCAGAGGAUGCUGGAGAUAGACGCUCGGACCAUGUACCACAGCAGCAAAGAUUCCCCUCGGACAGAAAAGAAAGACAUCAAAUGUCCGACCCCGGGCUGUGAUGGGACGGGUCAUGUGACAGGCCUCUACCCUCAUCACCGGAGUCUAUCAGGAUGUCCCCACAAAGUCAGAGUGCCCCCAGAGAUCCUCGCCAUGCAUGAAAACGUCCUCAAGUGUCCGACACCUGGCUGUACAGGAAGAGGUCAUGUCAACAGUAACCGUAGCACGCAUAGAAGUAUUUUAUGAUGCUGGAUGGUUGCUGCAGAAAAGAUCUCCAAACCGCAGGAGGAUCCUGCAAAGUGCAGACAGAUGGCAGAGAGGAUCACGAGACCUUUAGGAAACAUGAAGAAGUUUGACUUCACGUACAGAUUUGCACAUCCUAUGGCAGCGUUGCCGCAUGGCAUGGCGACAUAGACAAAGUACACUAAAGGCCACUUUGCGUACGCCAGUUUUGACGCUCAGGUCUUUGGCAAGCAGGCUCAGAUGGCAUCCGACCAGUGUCACGAAUCUUCUCACUUUCCUGAUGGUGAGUCCGCUCAGUUCCCCUGUUUUCUGGGUCAUAUGAUCAUGGCCGGAGACAACAGCCCCAGUCGCCAUAAAGCCCAUAGCAACGCCCUCCAGUCCAACAUCGCAUCCGCAGCCAUCCUCAACCUCUCCACCCGUUGCCGAGACAACGGCGAGGCCCUGCCCCCCAGCCGGCCCCUGGCAUCAUCCACAAAGGAUUCGCUGAUAGAAGUAGACGAGAAUGGAACGCUGGAUUUAAGUAUGAAGAAAAGGAGAGAAAAGGCGAGGGACUCUCCUGUGACGCCGGCAUUAGGAGAUGCCCUUUUCACCCCACCUGAACCUUCUCUAGCCAAAGCAGUGGGUCUCCAGAUCUCCCCAGCCAUCUACCGCGUCCUCUACGAACAGGACGCCUGGGACACGCCGCUGAACUACAGCAAAACACCUGUGCAACAAGACAAAGAGUUGGAGCAGUUGGAUAAGGCAUCCCUCGAGGAUAAAAUGUACAACGGAGAUGCAAACAUGGCAAGUGCAAAAAACAAGAUGCUCAUAAGAGACAACAAGAAAGAGCUGAUGAGCUGUCCAACGCCAGGUUGUGAUGGUAGUGGUCAUGUGACAGGAAAUUAUGCGUCACAUAGAAGUGUAUCCGGUUGCCCAUUGGCCGAUAAGACCCUGAAAUCACUAAUGGCUGCUAAUUCUCAAGAGCUCAAGUGCCCAACUCCUGGCUGUGACGGCUCAGGUCAUGUGACAGGAAACUAUGCAUCUCAUAGGAGUCUGUCAGGGUGCCCUCGUGCCAGGAAAGGAAGCUUGAAGCUCACGCCAAGCAAAGAGGACAAAGAAGAGCCAGAGAUGAAGUGCCCAGUGGCAGGUUGUGACAGUCAGGGCCACGUGUCGGGUAAAUACACGUCUCAUCGCAGCGCAGGAAGUUGCCCCAUCGCCACCAAACGGCAGAAGGAGAGCUUGGUGAACGGCUCGGCCUUCUCCUGGAAGCUCUGUAAACAGGAGCUUCCGCAGUGCCCUCUGCCCGGCUGCAACGGCUUGGGUCACGCCAACAACGUCUUUGUCACACACAGGAGUUUAUCAGGAUGUCCACUAAACGCCCAGAGUAUCAAGAAGAAACUCUCCGAUGAAGAGAUGAUGACCAUCAAACUCAAAACCAGCAGCGGUAUUGAAAACAAUGAAGACAUGCAGCACUUGGAUCACGAAAUAAAGGAGCUAAAUGAAUCCAAUCUGAAGAUAGAAGCAGAUAUGAUGCAGCUCCAGACUCAGAUUUCAUCCAUGGAGUGCAACCUGAAGACUAUUGAAGAGGAGAAUAAAAUAAUCGAGCAGCACAACGACGGUCUGUUGAAGGAGUUAGCACAUCUCAGUCAAGCACUUAUCAGCAGUCUCACAGAUAUCCAGCUGCCGCAAAUGGGUCCGAUAAAUGAACAGAACUUCGAAGCAUAUGUGAACACGUUGAUGGAUAUGUACAACAAUUCAGAGCACGAGUAUUCACCCGAAUGCAAAGCCUUACUGGACAGCAUCAGACAGGCCAUCAAGGGCAUUCACUUAUAAGGCCAAACUCUCGUUCACAAGCGUUUGAUUGUCCGCAGAGGGCUGGCUUUGUCAUCCGUGCAAGAUAUGUCUCGAUUAAAAAAAAAAAAAAGGAACUCCAUUCCAU